Molecule: messenger RNA, 1290 nt
Organism: Olea europaea var. sylvestris
Lineage: Eukaryota; Viridiplantae; Streptophyta; Magnoliopsida; Lamiales; Oleaceae
Product: 40S ribosomal protein S3-3-like
Exons: 6
Coding region: 338-1066 (242 amino acids)
Biological process (GO): translation
Cellular component (GO): nucleus; cytosolic small ribosomal subunit
Molecular function (GO): structural constituent of ribosome; RNA binding
Source: RefSeq, a predicted model, not a curated record
GGGUUCUAAUUACAUUCGAGACGAAAAGGUAUGGAGGACAAUCUUUUUUCCGGCAUGGCUAAUGGUCAUCGAAUUGAGGGCAAGGUUACUGAGACAUUUCAGAAAAAUUUUGUUCAAGUUCAAAAUAUUUUGGACCAAAACAGAGUGUUAAUCAGCGAGAUCAACCAAAACCACGAGUCGAAGAUCCCAGAUAAUUUGAGUCGAAAUGCAGGUCUAAUUAGAGAGCUCAACAACAAUAUUCGAAGGGUAGCUGAACUCUACGGGAAUAUUUCCAACUCUUUCGCCAAAUCUAUGGAGGCGUCGUCUGAAGGAGAAUCAGCGGGGACUAAUAAAUCCGAUGGAAUGGGUGGACAAAAGAGAAACCGAUCCGAAUUUCAAUUUGGAUAGAGAGUUUGUGGCAGAUGGAGUGUUCUUUGCUGAGCUGAACGAGGUGCUAAUGAGAGAGCUGGCGGAGGAUGGUUACUCUGGGGUGGAGGUGAGGGUCACUCCCAUGCGAACGGAGAUUAUCAUAAGGGCUACUCGAACCCAAAAUGUUCUUGGUGAGAAGGGGAGAAGAAUUAGAGAAUUGACAUCUGUUGUUCAGAAGAGGUUCAAGUUUCCAGAGAACAGUGUUGAGCUCUAUGCCGAAAGAGUUAACAAUAGGGGCUUAUGUGCUGUUGCCCAGGCUGAGUCUCUGCGCUAUAAGCUUCUUGGAGGGCUUGCUGUUCGCAGGGCCUGCUAUGGUGUUUUACGAUUUGUUAUGGAGAACGGAGCAAAGGGUUGUGAGGUUAUUGUUAGUGGAAAGCUCAGAGCUCAACGUGCUAAAUCAAUGAAGUUCAAGGAUGGCUACAUGAUAUCCUCGGGCCAGCCCGUGAAAGAGUACAUCGACUCUGCUGUGAGGCACGUUCUUCUUAGACAGGGUGUUCUUGGUAUCAAAGUGAAGAUCAUGCUUGAAUGGGAUCCAAAAGGUAAGCAGGGUCCGGUUAAACCCUUACCUGACCUUGUCACGAUCCAUCCACCCAAGGAAGAUGAUGUAUACAUCCCUCCGGCACUAGCUUCAACUGAUGUUGAAAUUCCGGUUGCAUAAAAUCUUGUUAGUAGCUGAAAUAUGAAUUAUGUAGAUAUAUAAUGUAAAAAUGAUGUCGCCUAUCCAAUUUUCUUGUUUUGCUCACGAUCGAUAAAGUCUACGUAAAGUUCUUGAUCAUAUCCUAGUGGUUGUGUUCUGUCAAUUUGUGAAAUUCUGAUUCCAAUAGGGAGAAUAAUAAUGUAUAAUAUAAUAAUAUGUUGUGCAAUAAAUUUUUGUUACCCUUA